AAUGUUGUGUUCACAACUUGUUGCUGCUACCCCGAAGUAGUUUAGUUGCUUACUACUUUACUACUACUUACUAUUAAGAUCUGAAUUUACUGAAACAAAUCAUGCCAGUUGUCCUUAAAAGCCUUAGCUUUUGUGAUUGAUCAAUUAAUUGGCCCUCAUGUUGGACAUACCCACUGCAAGCUCCUGAAAAACAAAAAUAUGAGGGAUGAAGGCUGUGCUAAAUACACUUCAGCUAAUAAAUAAGGUAAACAUGUAGUCAUAGCUUUGCAAACAUUCAUCAGAAGAGUAACUGUGCACACAUUUGUGAUUAGUCUAUUGAUCCACCAAUAGACUAAUCAAACAGCUGCCAGCCAUAUUUUGAACUGCUGCAGGUCCUGCAAAAGUUCCUGUGAAAACAAUUCUUGGUAUCAAUCAUUCUGCUCUAGUAAAAUGCCUCAAAACACAGUGAUUUUAUGCUCCAUUUUCUUUACCAAAAGCCUUUUGCAUGGCACACCCACUCCCUUCUCACAGAAACAAACACUGAGGAACCCAUCCUGCACCAUAAAAGUGUGAGAAGCGCCCUCAUAUCACAAACAAGUCUCCGCUUCCCAAAGCCCAACCCAUCCAGUCCUCGCAUCCACCAUCAACUCCAGCACAUUUAUGACUUUACUGCCUGACCCUCCAGUUCAUUUAGAAAGCUUUAAGGGGAUGGUCAUGCGUUUCCUGACACGCUAAAUUAUUCUGAAUCAUUUCACUUAAGGGCCCAGAUGCUACCUGUCUGUUGCCUUCCACCGAGAGGGCAAUUAAGGCAGCCUGGUGCCUGCUAAAUGCCCCCUACUUCUGCAUGAGUGGAUGCGUCUCCUUAUCUGCAUGAUGUCUCUGUCAUGAUUUCGUGUGCACCUCGCCCCCUUCGUGCCCACAUGCAUCAGCACCUUUGUGGCCACCACCCCCUUUUUUCCUUUUUUUUUUUGCUGUCACUUGUCUCAGAGAUGUUUGCUGUGUUUCAGAGGUGAGUGUGAACGUGACAGAGGGAGAAACCUGGCACUACAGUGGCUGUUUUACCGGCUUGGAAAAUGACACAAAUGGAUGAUUUGUCUUUUAAAAGAUUUAGUUUAGAAGUGGAAGGAGCCUGAGGACAACCCUGCAUGCAACCCUGCAUCAAACAAUCAUUUUUUUUUGCUUGUUUCAAUCAAGACUUUGUUGUCAUCUGGCGUUUGUUUGAAGAUUUGACCUUGUCAUGGUAAACUGGAGGCAGUGCUACCUUUUUGGUGGACUUGUUUUGUCUCUCUGUAGCGUCUGGGUCCAAAACUGAAAACAUGCAGUUGGCUUCCAAGGACUGGGUCGCUCUUUUUGUCUACACCUUCACCUUCCUGCUGGGCCUUCCAGCCAACCUGCUGGUCCUGUUUGUGUAUGCACGCAAGGCUUGCAAGCGUGGCGCCACACCCAAUGUGGUCUACGCCCUCAACCUGUGCGUUGCCAACCUGGCGCUUGUGGCCUGGCUACCAGUCAAGGCGAUGGAGACUUACCUUCGUGACUGGAGGCUUCCACCACCCAUCUGCCCCAUCUACAGCUUCUUCCUCUUCUCCUCGCUGUAUGGCAGCUGUCUGUUCCUCACUGCUGUGACAGUGGGGCGAUACCUCAGCAUCGCAUUCCCAAUUAUUUACAAGAGAUACCGCCGUGCUCGACUCUCUUGCUGCAUCAGUGCUGUCUUGUGGGCCUCGGUGCUCCUUCACCUCAGUUUUGGCCUGGUGGCUGAAGGAGGAGCUUACUUUGUCUUCACUGAGGGUGACUACUCAGCAUGCUAUGACCACUUCAACGCCUCCCAACUGGCUGUUCUGCUGCCUCUACGCCUGGAGAUGGCCAUCGUGUUGUUUCUUUUGCCUCUUAUUGUGACAUCUUUUUGCACGCUGCGCUGUGCUACCCUGGUUUGGCGCUCAAAUCUGCGCCCUAUAGGAAAGAGGAGAGUCCUGACUGUUGCACUCUCCACCCUUGCGGUGUUUGUGGUGUGCUACGCACCCUACAACGCCUCACACGUCGUGGGGUUUGUGUUGAGGGAAAACGUUGAGUGGAGGAUGUACGCUAUGCUGACGAGCUCCUGUAAUGUUUUCCUGGAGCCUGUGGUGAUGCUGAUGCUGUCGCCGGCUGUGUCGAAGGGAAUCAUGGGAAGAAUCUGUGGACGGCAAAGCCAAUUCAGCCGCAUUGAGGAGUUUCGCCAUCGACGUAAUAGCACUAACCAUGUUGCACAUGUCAAGGUGGCACAUACACUGUCUGAGAGGAGCCAGGCAGGGGCUGAGGUCAACAGAGUCAGUCAGGAUUGAGAUCACAGCGGGGCUGGAGACCUCAUGGACGUCAUCAUGACAAAUCCCAAAGGAGAAACAGGAUAAAAACAUUCAUGGAUAUUCUGAUAGAAGAUGUUUAUGCAAGCCUUCCAACAGCCCCUGAAAAUCUAGUGUCACCUCUGCAGCCAGGCUCAGAUCCAGAACAACUACCAGACGAACCAGCAAAAUGAUCCAGACAAUGGAAACAAUUCUUGUAUGAGCGUUUCACACAGUGGGACUGGUUGAUGGUGUUGCUAGCUUGUCAGUAAAAAGGAACUUAGCCGACCUGGAGAUCCAGGUUUUAAAUCCAAGGAAACUGCACAUGGUUGAAAUGGAAGGAGUUUUCCACAAGCGUUCAGUUAGUUGUGAACUUUUACAGCAGGCAGUUAGUUUGGUGGAAAAUGGCUCCAUCUGGUGUCAGUUACUACUCAAAGCUCAAAUGAGUUAAGUCCUCUUUGGGAAAGGCUUGUUUUUUUCCAAAAGGACUAAAUACAAAACAAGCUGACCUGUGAGCAGGCAUUUCUCUCUGCAGAUAUCUUGCAAUUAAUAAGUGGUCACAUGAAAAAUGUUUCUGCACGUGCGAUUUUUGCUCUGACGAGUCCAAACUAAGGCAUGUAAGUUAAUCAGCAGCUUGAUGUUUGAAUAUGAUUUUCUUUAUAAAUAUGAUUGUGCCUUAGUUGAUUGGUUUUUGAAUAUGUUAAUUCGUUUUCUGAAUUAAGUCUGCUUACAGGUAAAAUGUUCUAAAAUGUCCUUCAGAAUAAAGUAUGAUGUUCACAAGUGUGCUGUGUAGGCUGCUUUUAAUGAAUAUUUGUCUGGAAUCUUACAUGUAAUCAUAUAAAUCAUAUAUUGUAAGCAAAAUGGAGAGGACAGUGACACAAAAACAGUG
This is a messenger RNA of Scatophagus argus, 3183 nucleotides long. RefSeq names its product free fatty acid receptor 3. The transcript has a single exon. Gene Ontology annotation, molecular function: bioactive lipid receptor activity. The record is from RefSeq and is a predicted model, not a curated record. Gene Ontology annotation, biological process: positive regulation of cytosolic calcium ion concentration; response to fatty acid; positive regulation of insulin secretion. NCBI's taxonomy places the organism in Eukaryota, Metazoa, Chordata, Actinopteri, Scatophagidae. Gene Ontology annotation, cellular component: plasma membrane. The coding region runs from base 1296 to 2297 and encodes 333 amino acids.